AAGUAAACAUGGAGUCAUUGGAUUGGCAAAAUUUUCUUGAUAAAUUAACCAAAGUGUCCUUGCUAGAUGGUGUUGUUCAGAACUUUAAAUUGUUACUGAAUGAUGAAGAUCGAUUAAAGUUUUGUCUAAAUCAUAAGCUUAUCAGUACCAAAUUGUGUGAUUGGCUUGCUAGAAAUGCUCUUCCAGAUGGCUCACAGUUGAAAAAUACAAAAGUCGCGUUGAAAUUCAAAACAGAAGGCAACAGUUACUACGUUCGCAAGAAGGAGGACCGGGCACUAGACUGUUAUAAUAAGGGAUUAUUGCAUGCUACUAAGUCAGAGCUUGGCGUAUUAUACGGUAACCGAUCAGCUGUUUUAUUUAGCAAGUCUUGUUGGAACGAAUGCAUUCGUGAUAUUGAAGCGGCAUGCAUGAAUGAUUUUCCUUUAAGUAAGCAAUGGAAAUUAUAUAAGAGGAAAGGUGAAGUGUUUACGAAGCUACUGGACGUUUCUUCAGCGAUUGAUUGUUUUCGAAAAGUUGUGAAGUUGCUGAAAGAUAAGGAUGAAUACCUGGAAGAACAAAGUAAAGUGACGAAACUGAUUGAAUCCCUUAAUGAAAACAAAAAAGUUGAAAAUGGUGUCUUUGGGGAAAAACAACAAGGUGGCGAAAAUAGUCAGUUUGCUCCAGUUGGUGGAUAUAAUGACACGAUACCUAACGCUAGUAAAUUACUCACACUAUGUAACAACACUGAAGAAGGGCGUCAUCUCAUCGCGCGUGAUAAUCUUGAGAAGGGUAGUAUAAUCAUUUCGGAAAACCCAUACGCGGCUGUUUUGUUGCCACCGUGGUAUAGCUCACGCUGUCAGCAUUGUUUCUGUGAAGUUACCAUCUUGUUUCCAUGCCAUGUAUGCACCAAAGUUUGUUAUUGUUCUCCGAAAUGUCAAGAAGAAUCUUGGAAUUUAUAUCACUGGUUCGAAUGUGGAAAGUUAAGUUUAAUGGAGAAGAUUGGUAUUGCACAUCUAGCAAUGAGGAUAAUUUUAGUCACAAAAAUGUCCACCUUGCUUCGUUUCAUUGAUGUGAAGAAGGAAACCGACGUAAUUCCGGGAUGCAAUCAAGAUGGCAUCUAUAAUGCGUCCUAUGAGAGUGUGUAUAACUUGCUACCACACAGCCAAAAUAUCCAAGUUGAAGAUCGAUUUCAAUACACUUUAGCUGGUGUCCUAAUAUAUAAAGUCUUAGAGGAGAGCGUCUUUUUUCAGGAGGAGGUAUCGAGUGAUGUGAAAUAUCACGUCGGUGGAUUGAUUAUUCGUCACAUACAACAGCUUGUUUGUAAUGCGCAUGCGAUUACAUCGCUACAUUCUAAAAUGGCGUCAGCUAGUUCAAACUUGCUGGAACAAGAUCAAGUUCGCAUUGCAACAGCCAUUUAUCCCACGACAAGCUUGCUAAACCAUUCAUGCGAACCAAGCAUUGUAAACAGCUUUUAUAAGGAUAGGUUAAUUGUGAAAUUAGCGAAAAAUGUGAAAGCUGGAGAUCAAAUUUAUAACUGCUAUGGUCCUCAUUAUAGACGAAUGAACUUUGCAGACCGACAGCAAACGUUAAAGCAGCAAUACUUUUUCACUUGCAAAUGUCCACAUUGUUUGUUAGGAGCUGUUGCUAUGGAAGAAAUGGACUGUUUUCGGUGCGGUGUGUGUGACCAAAAAUUAUCGAUCCAAGAUGGAGAUAUGUGCUCUCAUUGUGGGACCCAGAUCUCUGGAUACUAUGAACAGUGCCGUAAAAAAGCUGUUGAAGCAAAAAGAUUGCUAGAGUCUGGCUUAGACGUUUUGCAACAAAAUCAGGAUACUUCUAUUUCUAAAGCAAUUAAAUUGCUUCUGAAAUCUUUAAAAAUACAAGAAGAAAUUUACUUUAAAUAUCAUUCAUCCUUAGCUAAAACUUUUGAUGUGAUUGCGAAAUGUUACACGAUGCUACAAAAUUAUGCAGAAUCAUUGAUAUACUUGAAGCGGAGUGUGACCAUCACUGAAUCUAGAUACGGUAAAGACAGUAUCGAAGUAGCGAACGAGCUGCUUAAGUUAUCUGAUGUUUACAUGGCGUUAAUUCAACAACAUGUCGACGCAAAAGAUUUAAACUCAAUUCAUAACUUGCUUCCAGAAGCAAUUGCUACAGUAAAUAAAUCAAUUGUCGUGGUUGAACUUACUAAAGAACCAGAUUCCGAAGAUUUAAAAGAACUGAAAGUCAAUCAACAAAGUUUGAAACAACUACAAUAUUUGUCCUGAUUGUCUUUAAAAUGUAUUUUCGUUUGACUAUUCUUAGCUGCCUCAGAAAUAAAUAACUAUUCCUUCCAAA
Hydractinia symbiolongicarpus is the source of this 2310-nucleotide messenger RNA. Its product is annotated as SET and MYND domain-containing protein 4-like. The record is from RefSeq and is a predicted model, not a curated record. The transcript has a single exon. Gene Ontology annotation, molecular function: protein binding. Bases 9 to 2240 code for a protein of 743 amino acids. Lineage: Eukaryota; Metazoa; Cnidaria; Hydrozoa; Anthoathecata; Hydractiniidae.